AUGGGUCUUCUAUACCUUCUCUCUCAUAUUGACCGAGGAAACAUCGGCAAUGCGAAGAUUGAGGGGAUGGAUGUCGAUCUGGGGCUAACAGGCAAUCAAUACAAUAUCGCGAGCACCAUCUUCUUCGUUCCUUACAUCAUCUUUGAAAUUCCUUCAAACAUCAUUCUGAAGAAGGUCCGUCCCAGCAUGUGGCUAUCCGCCCUCGUUAUUUCAUGGGGAACUGUGAUGACUCUCAUGGGAGUCGUGACAGAUUUUCAAGGGAUGGUAGUAUGCCGGGUCUGUCUUGGUCUUUGCGAGGCAGGUUUCUUCCCUGGCGCUGUAUACAUUGUGAGCACGUGGUAUCCCCGACACGAGCUGCAACAGCGCCUCGCCAUCUUCUAUACUGCAUCCGCAUUUUCGGGUGCAUUGAGCGGACUUCUCGCCUUUGCAAUAGCCAGAAUGGAUGGUGUUCGCGGCAUUGAGGGCUGGAGGUGGAUAUUCCUCCUUGAAGGUGCAGUGACUAUUGCUGCAGGGUUUGGACACUCUUGUCGACUGGAAGAUAGGACUUGGCAUCCUUCUUGCUUGGGCUAA
Colletotrichum gloeosporioides is the source of this 570-nucleotide messenger RNA. Its product is annotated as putative transporter. Gene Ontology annotation, molecular function: transmembrane transporter activity. NCBI's taxonomy places the organism in Eukaryota, Fungi, Ascomycota, Sordariomycetes, Glomerellales, Glomerellaceae. The coding region runs from base 1 to 570 and encodes 189 amino acids. Gene Ontology annotation, cellular component: membrane. The record is from RefSeq and is a predicted model, not a curated record. The transcript is spliced from 3 exons. Gene Ontology annotation, biological process: transmembrane transport.